Messenger RNA from Xenopus tropicalis (tropical clawed frog), 2607 nucleotides. Its product is annotated as vomeronasal type-2 receptor 26-like. Gene Ontology annotation, molecular function: G protein-coupled receptor activity. Gene Ontology annotation, cellular component: membrane; plasma membrane. The record is from RefSeq and is a predicted model, not a curated record. Lineage: Eukaryota; Metazoa; Chordata; Amphibia; Anura; Pipidae. The transcript is spliced from 7 exons. Gene Ontology annotation, biological process: G protein-coupled receptor signaling pathway. The coding region runs from base 1 to 2607 and encodes 868 amino acids.
AUGGUUCCCUAUAAGCUCAAAUUACUGAACUGUAUAAUGCUCAUGUGCAUGGGGGCCUGCAAGUCUGAAGUUCAGAGCAAGCAUUCUGCAUGUCAUUUGGAGAUGAUGAAAUCAUUUGAGGAAUAUGAAUAUAUUCAGGAAGGAGACAUCAUGAUUGGUGGGGUGUUAACUGUGAACUCCUAUGUGAAAUUUUUGAAACACCCAGAGGAUAAUUCCAUCAGGAUACUGUGUAUGGAAGCCGUGCCUGAGUAUUACCGACAGUUUAUAGAUUUUCGUUACUUUAUUGAACAAACAAACAAUAAUACAGCCUUGUUCCCCAACCUGACCCUGGGGUACCAUAUAUACGAUUCCUGUGGGGACCCCCGGAAGGCAGUGAGGAGCGUAUUACAGAUAUUAUCUGGUACCAGGGAGCCGGUUCCCAAUUACUCCUGUGUGGGAAAGAGAAACAUUGCUGGGUUUAUUGGGGAUCUCACCUCAGAGACAACUGUACCCAUAGCCCAGAUACUGACUCUGUAUGGAUAUUCCCAGAUCAGUUACGGAGCCACAGACCCAUUACUGAGGGACAGAGCCGCCUUCCCGUACUUCUUUAGGACAGUACAAAGUGAUCACCAUCAUUGUUACCUCCUUACGGAGCUACUGAAGCAUUUCGGCUGGACCUGGGUUGGGGUUAUUAGAUUAGAUGAUGAUGCCGGAGACAGAGAAUUCCAGCUUCUGACAAAAUAUUUCUCUAACAAUGGAAUAUGUAUCGAGUUCUCAACAAAGAUAAAUAUUAAGGCAAACAAAUAUUCAAGUGACCCCCAUAUUGCUAAACAUAAGGAGCAGCUCCAGAAAUCCACCACCAGUGUAAUUGUACUUUGUGGAACGGUGUCUAUAGCAAUAGCUGAAAAAUUCAGCCUAUUAAAAGAUGUUCUCAGAGAGAAGACUUUAAUUCUCGCUACUAACUGGGCAGCCAAUCACAUGAUGUAUUAUGCCAUAGAAGUGUUUAAUGGGAGUUUGGGGUUUAUGCAACGUUUACUGUAUUCACUAAAUGGCCCCAAAGUAAAGGCUUUCCUAGCGAGCAUCCAUCCUUCCAAAUACCCCAAAGACAAGUUGCUUGAAGACCUUUGGAUGCAGCAUCACUUAUGUUCCUCAUCUAAUGAAUAUAAGAACAAGAUUUAUGACUAUUUGUACCCUUAUAGUCUGCAUAACUGCAGCGGAGAGCAACAUAUUCAGGAUAUCUGGAACAUUGACAAUGCUUUACACUCCCCCCGGGUGCACCUUGCAGUCAAUGUGCUGUCUCAUGCAAUUCAUAAGAUGCACAUGUCCCUCAGUAAGCUCAGCCCCAAACAGAACAAACGACUGUAUAGUUACAGGUAUCAGUUACAUCACUACUUGAAGGUCCUUCAAUAUGAAGUCGAGGGGGUUCCUUACACUUUUGAUGAAGCUGGAGAGUUUAAAAGCCAAUAUUGGAUGUAUAACUACAUGAUUGAAGCUGAAGAAAAUGUGAAAGUGCAAUACUUUGAAUUUAACCCACUGGCUCCAUCAGAACAGAAACUUAUUCCAGCAGAUAUAAAAUGGAAAACAGGCCAGUGCAGGAUUCCAAGAGCUCAGUGCUCAGACACCUGCCCAACUGGUUUCAGGAAGGCAUCCAAGCCCGGGACCCAGUCCUGCUGUUAUGGUUGUGCCCAGUGUUCCGAGGGAGAGAUCUCCAAUGUAACCGAAAGAGAAAACUGCACCAGAUGCCCAGACAUGGAGUGGCCCAAUGAGAAGAGGAAUCAGUGUGUUGCUAGAACAGAGGAGUUUCUAUCCUACAAUGAUGAUGUGAUUUCUAUAUGUUUACUAUCUCUGUCUGUUGUUCUGUACCUUUGUACUGUGCUCAUAACGACUUGUUUUAUCACAUACCGGGACUCCCCCAUAGUGAGAGCCAACAACCGGAGCCUGAGCUUCCUCCUCCUUGUCUCCAUCAAGCUGAGCUUCCUCAGUGUGUUUCUGUUCCUCGGUCGCCCUGUGGAUAUAACCUGCAUGCUGCGCAUCAUCACUUUUGGAAUCACCUUCUCCAUAGCUGUCUCUUCUCUCCUGGCCAAGACUAUCAUGGUUUGUGUUGCUUUCAAAGCCACCAAGCCAGGGAGCUCAUGGAGAAAAUGGCUGGGAGUCAAACUGUCCAAUUCUGUAGUCUUGUUCUGCUCAUCCAUUCAAAUAAUCAUCUGCAUGACUUGGUUGGCCAUUUCUCCUCCCUUUCAGGAACUGGACAUUCACACUUCCCCUGGAACCAUCAUCAUUCAGUGCAAUGAGGGCUCAGCUAUUGGCUUUUACUCAGUUAUUGGGUAUAUGGGGCUUCUGGCAGCUGUUAGUUUUGUUUUAGCAUUUUUAGCUCGGAGCUUACCGGACAGUUUUAAUGAGGCCAAGUACAUCACUUUCAGCAUGCUGCUCUUCUGCAGUGUUUGGAUCACAAUGAUCCCGGCCUAUCUGAGCACCAAAGGCAAAAACACUGUGUGUGUGGAGAUAUUUGCCAUACUCACCUCAAGCGCGGGGCUUUUAUUCUGUAUAUUUCUGCCCAAAUGUUACACAAUACUACUCAGGCCAGAAAUUAAUAUGAAAUCUAAUUUGCUUGGAAACAAAUACAAAUAA